Messenger RNA from Debaryomyces tyrocola, 721 nucleotides. The record is from the annotation of a GenBank genome assembly. NCBI's taxonomy places the organism in Eukaryota, Fungi, Ascomycota, Pichiomycetes, Serinales, Debaryomycetaceae.
AUGUCAGAAUUAUUCUCCACGUAUGAAUCUGAUUUGCAAUUGGCGUUACAAGAGGCCAAGUCCAAAUUAGCUCAAAUAUCGUCAGCAGAUGGAAGUAUGUAUAGCUUAAUAACUAGUGGCGGCGAAGUAGCGAGAGAUUUACUAACGAACAGAAGAUGAACGUAAGCAGUUUUUAAGGGCCAUUGAGACCGCAACAGAUGAAUGCUUAGAAGUAUUGGAUCAAAUGAGUAUAGAAGUGCAAAACUUACCCUCCAAUCAGAGAUCAACGUAUAACACGAAGAUACGUCAGUACAAAUCGCAGGUGGAGGAUAGUAAAGAUAGACUAAAGAAAUUGUUGGAUGAUCAAGACAAAUACGAGUUAUUUGGAAACAGAUACACGGACGAUGACUCGCACGAUGAUAUACAUGAUUCUCAACGCAAGCAGUUGUUGAAUAAUAAUUCUUCGCUAGAAAGAACAUCCGAGAGAUUGAGAGACAGUCAGCGAAUAGCUCUCGAAACAGAAAAUAUCGGGGGUAACAUUCUUAACGAUUUAAGAUCACAGAGAGAGCAAAUCAUGGGGUCCAGAAACACCUUGAUGACGGCGGAUGGAUAUGUCGACAAGUCAAUUAAAACUUUGAAGUCAAUGAGCAGAAGAUUAACUGCAAAUAAAUUCAUAAGCUAUGCUAUUAUUGCAGUGUUGAUUUUAUUAAUAUUUUUAGUACUUGCAAGUAAAUUUUGGUAA